This is a messenger RNA of Vigna umbellata (rice bean), 2129 nucleotides long. Lineage: Eukaryota; Viridiplantae; Streptophyta; Magnoliopsida; Fabales; Fabaceae. The record is from RefSeq and is a predicted model, not a curated record.
AGAAGGUGAAGCGAAUGAAGAAAUUUGAUCAAUCUAUUGAGUCGGAGAUUAUUAGAAUGCCAAAGGAGUUUAGCUACAAGGAGCUGAAAUUUGCCACUAAGGGGUUCAGUGCUAAUAGGGUCAUUAGUCAUGGUGCUUUUGAGACCAUGUACAAGGGUGUGCUGCAUGAGAGUGGUGACACUGUUGCGGUGAAGAGGUGUAAUCAUAGUGGUCAAGGUAAGAGUGAGUUUUUGUCCGAGUUGUCUAUAAUUGGGAGUCUCAGGCAUCGUAAUCUGGUUCACCUUCAAGGUUGGUGCCAUGAGAAAGGUGAGAUUUUGUUGGUGUAUGACUUGAUGCCCAAUGGGAGUUUAGAUAAGGCUUUGUAUGAGGCUAGGAUGCCUUUGUCAUGGCCUCACAGGCUCAAAAUUUUGUUAGGUGUGUCAUCUGUGUUGGCCUACUUGCAUCACGAAUGUGAAAACCAGGUAAUUCAUAGGGACAUUAAGACUAGUAACAUUAUGUUAGAUGAAGGGUUCAAUGCUCGGUUAGGCGAUUUUGGUUUAGCAAGACAAACACAACAUGAUAAGUCUCCUGAUGCCACUGUGGCUGCCGGAACAAUGGGGUAUCUUGCCCCAGAGUAUGUUCUUACUGGAAGAGCAACUGAGAAAACUGAUGUGUUUAGCUAUGGUGCGGUGGUUCUUGAGGUGGCCUGUGGGAGGAGGCCUAUUGAGAAAGAUGCCGCUGCAAAUGGUAAAGUUGGGGUUAGCAGCAAUUUGGUGGAACGGGUUUGGAGUUUGCAUCAAGAAGGUAAGUUGCUAACGGCAGCUGAUCCAAGACUUGAAGGUGAGUUUGAAGAAGGGGAAAUGAGGAGGGUACUCUUAGUUGGGUUAGCUUGUUCACACCCAGAUUCAAUGGCAAGACCAACUAUGAGGGGUGCAGUUCAGAUGCUUCUUGGAGAGGCUGAAGUGCCUAUUGUCCCUAGAGCCAAACCGUCUACUAGUUACAGCACUUCUCACCUCUUAUUGAGCCUGCAAGAUAGUGAAUCUGACUGUAAUAAUGCUAUGAUCACCAUCUCUACCUCCUCUUCAGAGAACACCCUCAGUGACAGACAUAUACUCUGAUAGAAGUCUAGAGCUGGAAUCUUGCAAUUUUUUAAUUAUUUACCAAAAAUGUAGAUACACCGAUAUUUAUUCUUUGGUUCAUGUAUGUAAACGCCAAUAACAUUACAAUUAAAGGCCUUGAGAAAGGAAAGAAUUUUGGGGAUUGAGCAAUUUUGCCUGUAGCAUUCACAGUUUGUAAUAGAGUGAUUCUGUUGUACAUUUUUUUUGUAUUAAAUUAAAUGGAUCUGGGUGCAGAGAAAUGCAAGAUGCUGGUGUUGAAUUACAGCAAUUACAUGCAAUCUAGGGAGGGUCAUUGAUUUGCAUAUAUUGUUGUUCAUUUAUUCCACUUCUAAUUCGUGUGCAGUAGGUGAGAGCAAGUUGGAAUCAACUAACUGAUGCUAAACAGCAAUAUCUCUGUAGCCUUCCUUUUUCUAGAAAUCCAGGAUUUGUACUAUAUCCUCCACUCAUAAAAAAUGGCAAUUUUAUUCCGUUUUCUGUUUUGAUGUAACCUAUAUUUUAGUAUCAUGUUGAGGCACCAAGUCUUUUACAAAUUUGUCAAAUUCAUUUGUAGAGUUUUAUGUAAGCAUACAUAUCUAUUCAAAUACAUUUUUUUUAUCCUGGAGCUUGACUGGGAGCUUCUGCAUAUAGCUUAUAUAUUACACAUGAACUCCUGCUGACAUAUACAAAAAUCUAGAGUAAGGAACCAUCACCGAAUUUUCAAUUUCAACUUUGUAAUUAAUUUCUAGUCACAUUUGAAGGUGCUUUUAUCCUUGUUUAGGUUGCUAUCCAUGCUUCUCUGUGUGAUACUAUUACAACUCACCAUGGCUGCAAGUCUGUCACAUUGACUUUUCUUGCAAUUUUUGGAUGGUGACAUUGGAACUGUUUGUUGGCACAUAAGAGUGAGAAUCAUUUACUACUUCAGCCUUUCUUUUUUUAUUUUUUUUAUUUGCUUUGUAUGAUGGACAGCUGGAUUAGAACGUUCAAGUUGUGUGCUCAUGCUAGGACCCUUGUAAAGGAUUAGAACGUUCAAGUCUUUUAAGGCAUACUGUGAGG